Messenger RNA from Lates calcarifer (barramundi perch), 2082 nucleotides. It is a transcript of the gene tsn, whose product is annotated as translin. NCBI's taxonomy places the organism in Eukaryota, Metazoa, Chordata, Actinopteri, Centropomidae. Gene Ontology annotation, biological process: RNA metabolic process. Gene Ontology annotation, cellular component: nucleus; cytoplasm. The record is from RefSeq and is a predicted model, not a curated record. The coding region runs from base 138 to 821 and encodes 227 amino acids. The transcript has 6 exons. Gene Ontology annotation, molecular function: single-stranded DNA binding; sequence-specific DNA binding; RNA binding.
GUAGUGACAUCAUCUCCACGCGCCUGUCGAAGCGGCGGUCGCUCUCGUGCACGUUGAUGUUUUUAUAAAUUAGCAGCAAACGGCUCAUCUUUAUUAUCAUCGUCAUCUUCGUCUGGACAGUUUGACUCUGAUCUGAAAUGUCUGUCACCGAAAUGUUCAGUUAUAUCCAGGGCUUCCUGAGCGCUGACCAGGACAUCAGAGAGGAUAUCCGUAAGGUGGUUCAGAUAUUGGAGCAGACUGCCAGAGAAAUAUUAACAGUACUCCAAAGUGUCCACCAACCAUCUGGAUUCAAAGAAAUUCCCACUAAAUGUGCAAAGGCACGUGAGUUGUUCUGCACAGUCAGGACAGAAAUUGCAGACCUCAAAACAAAAUUUCCUGUGGAGCAGUAUUACAGAUUUCAUGAACACUGGAGGUUUGUCCUGCAACGCUUGGCUUUCUUAGCAGCUUUUGUAGUCUACCUGGAGAGUGAAACUCUUGUGACUCGGGAGGAGGUGGCUCAGAUACUUGGCAUUGAGGUGGUGCGAGAGAAAGGCUUUCACCUGGAUGUAGAGGACUACCUGGCAGGUGUGCUGAUCAUGGCUAGUGAACUGUCACGGCUGGCGGUAAACAGUGUCACAGCAGGAGACUACAACCGGCCGCUACGCAUCUCCAACUUCAUCAACGAACUGGACUCAGGCUUCCGUUUGCUCAACCUGAAAAAUGACCCACUGCGAAAGCGCUACGAUGGUCUCAAGUAUGAUGUGAAGAAAAUCGAGGAGGUGGUGUAUGACCUGUCCAUCCGCGGUCUGGCCAAGGAGUCCGAGUCUGCCGGGGACAAGUAGAGGUUGGAGGUGAUGAUUUGCUGUGGGAGAUGGAGGAGGACGCAGAAGCUACCCCGGGCUGGGACCUCUGCACGGCUGCUGCAGAUCAGAGACCUUACCCCACCUGGAAAGCAAGACCCAGGGAUCUUCUUGAAGCCCCAGCAGCCCAGGACAGACUGUGUGUAUGAGUGUGUGUUUGUGUGAAUGCAUGCCUGACAAAUGGUUUAGAUGGAUGACAGUCUGUCAGAGGGGUGGUGGAGAUGGUGAUGUAGUUUGACACCCUUGUUCAGAGGCUUAAGAUCGAAGGUUUGGUUUGUUGCUGGUUUUUGGAAAUAUGUGUUCUCAGCUUCAUCUGAUGCAUCUGUUACUGUUUCCCUGAGUUGGUUUUGUUGGUUCUGUUCCAUCUAGUUUGCAACAGUCAACUUAUCAAAUUAUAGUAAAUUGAUGUUUAAUACAUUCAAGAAGAUAGGCGGAGAUCGCCUAGAAUGCUCUUACCAUGCAGAGCUUACUUUUUGUGGUUGUUUGUGUUUAUUUGCAAAAAGAAAAAAGAAAACGUGACAUGCAUUUGUGUUGUUAACCAGAUAAGUCGACGCCUGCUGGUAUUUCUUAGGGCUCUGAAUUAUUGUCAAAAAAGGGUGCAUCCAAUCAGAAAUCCAGGAGCCUCAUUUAUGAAUGAAAUAUGUGAUGCAUUAAAUCUAGAAUCUAAUAAUCCAAAAAACAGUAACAACCACUGAAUACAUUUUACAGCAUUCUUACCAGAUUUUGAUCAUUUCUGAUGUUCAUUUCUGAUGUCUUGGUUUGGAUUUUGAUCAUUAGCACCCCACCUGGAUACAUUGAAUUUUCAUAAAUGAGGCUCCAGGUGAGGUAGAGCCAAAGAAAUGACAACAAUGCACUUAACAUGAUAUAAAGCUAUUCUGCUAUUUUUAUUUUUCAAUUUUUUUCAACAGCAAGGAACACUUGCAGUACAGUGCCAAUACACUAUGUCUGUUGAGCCAUUUACUUAGAUUGGUGGGUGAUGGGACUCUGGAAAUCCAUGAGUAUACAAAUACAUAAAUGCAAAAUGCAAAUACAGUAUGGUCAGAAUGUCAUGUACUGCAUGUUAUAUGAUUACAAGUUUUUUUUCCACUCAAGAAAAUGUCUAGAUGUUAUGUUUUUAUACUGUUAGCAUACAAGCGUCCGUUUGCCUCUAUAUUGUAGUGGAAUUGAAUUGUAUCUCAUAGUUCACGUUCACACUCAUUUUUGAGUGAUUUUGUUACCUGGAAUAAUAAGUGCAUUCCACUCA